Messenger RNA from Drosophila montana, 678 nucleotides. RefSeq lists its product as uncharacterized. The transcript has a single exon. Bases 1 to 678 code for a protein of 225 amino acids. Lineage: Eukaryota; Metazoa; Arthropoda; Insecta; Diptera; Drosophilidae. The record is from RefSeq and is a predicted model, not a curated record.
AUGCUCAUCGGAGCUGAGACGUCCUUUGAGCUUCUGUCUGUCGGUCAGAUUAAACCAGGUCCAAAUUGUCCGAUUCUGAAAAAGACACUUGUUGGCUGGAUUGUAUCAGGACGUUACACGCCGUUAAGUCAUGAGAAGACUCAUGCUGUGAAUCUGAGUUGCCAAGAAGAGUCUUAUACCUCAAUAGACAAAACAUUGCAGAAAUUUUGGUCAUUGAAAGAGUUGCCUUCAGCCAAAAAGGUCCGAACAGUUGAACAGAAGUUAUGUGAGAGCCACUUUCAAGAUAAUUUGGAAAUACUGCCGUCAGGUAGAUUUAAAGUAAGACUGCCAUUUACAUCAGAUCCCAAUCAGCUUGGUAACUCCUUUGAGGUUGCUAAGCGUCGUUUUUUGUCGAUUGAAAGACGCUUGCCUCGAGAUCCCGAGCUUAUGGAGGAAUAUUUAACUUUAGGCCAAAUGUCUGAAAUAGAUGAUCAGAUUCCAAGUACUCCUCACUACUUCAUUCCGCAUCAGUGUGUUUUAAGACCACAAAGCACAUCGACAAAGUUAUGCGUUGUUUUCGACGCGUCCUGUCUGGCAUCGUCUCAAAUUGCGUUGAAUGACCUUCUAAUGGUUGGACCGACCAUUCAAGAGGAUCUGUACUCGACUCUAGUUCGAUUCGUCUCUACAAAUAUGCGUUGA